Rubroshorea leprosula is the source of this 870-nucleotide messenger RNA. NCBI's taxonomy places the organism in Eukaryota, Viridiplantae, Streptophyta, Magnoliopsida, Malvales, Dipterocarpaceae. The record is from the annotation of a GenBank genome assembly.
UAUGGUAGAGAAGAUAAAUGGGUCCUUUUUGGUUUAUUCAGGCUGAAAUUCAAACAGAGAGGCAGAGGAUCCUCCUCUUGGAUACAUCAAAAUCGCCAGUUGAAUCAAUACGUGCAGGGGGUCGAUAUGAUUUUAUUGUGGAACAUGAUGUGAAGGAACUUGGAGCUCACACACUGGUGUGUACUGCACUGUACAAUGAUGGUGAUGGUGAGAGAAAAUAUCUUCCACAGUUUUUCAAGUUCAUUGUUUCGAAUCCGCUAUCAGUUCGGACAAAGAUUUAUCUAUGUGGUUUUGCAUUCCAAACUGAAUAUAAUAUGUUUCUUUCUGCUGUGCGGGUCCACGCUGUCAAGGUAGGUUGAGAUUGAUUAGACAAAGUGUAAGUUAAGGAAACCUAGAUAUGCAACUCGCUGUUUUUACAUCUUCUUCAUGAUAACUAUACUUAAAAUGCAUGUAAACAAGAGCAGCAAUUUUCUUAAGAGGAAGUUCUUCUAGCUUUUGUAUCCGGCAUGUCUAUAAUAAUCAUGGUAAGGCAAUUUUAAUAAAUGAAGUUGAUAUAAAAUCAAUGCCAGAACUUUCCUCUCACAUUUUUUUUUUCUUUGCUUUUUCAUAUUUCUAAAUGGUGCUCCAUUGGCGAGUUACUUUUAUCUAUUUGUUUCCUGCUUACAACUUUCAAAAUUAUUUAUAUUCCUAGACAAGGCCAUGCCUGUCACCCUUUUUUCUCGUUUUGAUUUGUAUGGUAUGUGUAUUGACAUUAGCUUGUAAUUUUUUUUAAUUGGAGUUUUGAUAUUUGUUGGAAUUACAAUCUGUUUGAGGAUAGAAAUCCAUUUCCAGAUCUGGUUGACCCUGUGUUAAUAAUGAUAAAAAUUUUCA